CGCUGGGAGCCAAAGCCACCGGUUGUGGCGCGCCAGUGGACGCCGGGUCCUUGGUCGGGGCCGUUCGGACGCGUUUGGACGUGUCCGGACGCGCUGGUAGAGGACCAGCGGCUGCCCCUCCACCCAGCAUGAUGAGGAGUCUAGCAGCCCUCACAGUACUCCUCGGCGGCGCGCGGGCGGACACGUGUGCCGAGGGCAGCUACGCCACGACGAACGAGAGCGCCUGGGGGAGCGCUUGUGCGGGCUGGGCGCCCUGCCCGGUUGGCCAUUACUGCGUCGACGGCGCGCGGCACGCGUGCCCCGCCGGCACCUACGGCUCAUCGGAGAAGGAGACGUCAUCAAAAUGCACGGCUACGUGUAAGGCGGGCGCCUACUGCCCCGCCGGCUCCUCUACUGAAACGCCGUGCCCAGCCGGCACGUUUUGCCCCCGCGGCGCCGAGGCGCCCACACUCGUACAGAUGGGCUUCUACGCCGACGAUAGAAGAACACAGGAGCACCGCUGCCCGCGCGGGAGUUAUUGUAUCCAGGGAAUACGCAAGGAGUGUGAACCGGGCACGUACGGUUCCCAGACGGGCCUCUCCUCAUCGACGUGCUCCGGUAACUGUUCAAAGGGCUACUACUGCCCCGCCGGGAGCACGUCGGCCCAGGAGAAGACGUGUGGCGGCCCCUCGUACAUCUGUCCGGAAGGUUCGGUCUCACCCACUCCUGUCAGAAGCGGCCACGUCGCCGUCAAUAGAGGAGAGGGCGCGCGCGCGGGCUUCUCGAAAGAAAUUCUGGGCGUCGAGGGCGGCUGGGCCGACAAAGGCGUACAAUACUACUGUCCACCUGGAAAGUUCGGGAACACGUCCGGCGUGCAAGCUCUAAAUGAAUCAGCGUGCUUCGACUGCUACCCCGGCUACCGGUGCCCGCACGAGGGCCACACCACAAACACCCAAAAGAGCUGCGGCGCGUCUGAUCUAUUUUGUCCCGCGGGCACCGCGACGCCCAAACGAAUACGAAGAGGCUACUACGGCGUCUUCACCAAGAAUUUGAUGGGCACGGAGACUUAUGUCCCAAGAAUCGGUUUGGAAGCCCACACGGUGAGCGGCCGCGGUUCAUCACAAACGCGGAACUACUCGUACGAUGAAAGGCCAUGCCCGCCGGGGACGUACUGUCGCGAGGGUUUGGUGUAUGACUGCCCCGCGGGGCGCUUUGGUAAGAAAGAGGCCUCCGACGACGCGGAAUGCGACGGCCCUUGUGCUGCUGGGAGGUACUGUCCUGAUCAAAGAAGGACGCAGCCUUAUGGGUUUGAGUGCGGCGACGUCACCAAGAUCUGCCCUUUGGGCUCGUCGCAGCCGCAAUUGGCCCGAGCUGAAGGCUGGUACACGGUCGGUGGAGUAGACGAUGCUACAAGGACUCACGAGAUCCGGUGCGAGCCCGGGGGCUGGUGUUCGAACUCGAGGCGGUUCCUGUGUACGCGAGGAAGUUAUGGCGACGAGUACGGUUUUAGUUCACCGUCGCAGUGCAAGAAUUCGACACCUGGCUACUACAUUCCCUCGGACGGAGCUGUUAGGGGCGACGCCGUGCCCUGCGGCGCGCAUACUCUAUAUUGCCCCGACUAUGGCAUGAACAAGCCCCUGCCCGUCCAGCCGGGCUACUAUUCUGUUGGAGGUGACGACGGUACGAAGAGAACAGGCGUGAGGAUAGCGCCUCCGGGCACGUACGCGGAGGACGCGAGACUCUUCGCCUGCCCGGCGGGGCGCUACGGCGCGCGCAAAGGAUCUAUAGAUCCGCAGUGCGACGGCUAUUGCAAGGCGGGCUACUACUGCGACGCUGGAAGUACACGACCGACGAUGCGCGCUUGUGGCGGGCCAGAAUAUAUAUGUCCUCGGAGAGGUUUGAUGAACCCCAUGCGCAUCUCGGAAGGCUACUACACGACGAUAGCCCUCAAUCCCUCGGACGACGGCGCGUUCUCGGACCCGUGCCCGCCGGGCCGGUGGCGCAACGCCACCGAGACAAAAGACUACACUUUGAAAACUCCCUCAAAACACGACGGUGUGAGUAGGGCGUCAUAUCCGGAAUGCCAGCUCUGCCCCUCCGGCACGUUCAAGCAAGUGAACGGUGAUUCUCUCUCGCUAUGCCGACCGUGCGACAACAUGACCAUGGCUGACGAGGACGAUCGCGUCGCGUGUACGUGCUUACGGGAGCCGGGCGGCCGCACUUUAGAGGAUGAUGAAGUGUUAGUGUUCAACUACACUCGUUCAUCAAAUAAAGCCGUCUGUUCGGCCGUCAAUCACUCGAGGGUCGACGAAGUGCUCGCGAAGUUCGCGAAACUCUUCAACGGGACGCAAUUUACAAAACGAUCGCAGACGGCCUGCGAGCCGGGCUACUGGUGUCGCGGCGGCGUGCGGAGGCCUUGUGCUCCUGGUAGGUAUGGAGAUUCUAGGAGAGAGACCCGUUCUGAGUGUGCCGGUGAAUGUUCCCCAGGUUUCUACUGCCCCGAGGCGUCCAUAUCAAGCACGCAAGUGCGGUGCGGCCCGGAUAGGUACUGCCCCGCGGGGUCGGCCGUGCCGCGGCCCUUCGGCCGCGGCUCGUACGCUGUGGAGGUUGAGCACGGCGUGCCGGCGGACGUCUACACGCGCCAGGCGCCGUGUCCGGCGGGGAGCUAUUGUGUUGAUGCCGUCAGAUACCCCUGCGCGGCCGGACGGUACGGCAGUCAGACGCACGCGAACUACACCAAUCCAGACUGCGAGGGCCCGUGCGAGCGCGGCUACUUGUGUCCCCUGGAAUCAACAUCACCGCGCCAAAAACCCUGCGGCCACCCGGCCGUCGUCUGCCCCACCGGAAGUUACGAACCUAUUGAAGUCCCCGACGGCUACUACUCGAUCCACACGGGCGCCGACGCGGAUGAAAGAGCAUAUCACGAUCCUCAUGGAGCACACAUGGACGCGUUUUUGCCCUGCGAGCCGGGCUACUACUGUCAGAAGGGCAUCAAGUACGCGUGUCCUCCCUUUAGGUACGGCUGGCGCUACAUGCAGACUUCAGCAGAGUGUGACGGCGCGGUCGCGCCGGGCUGCUACGCGCCGCAGCCCCAGGGCGGUCCCCUACUGUCCGAUUGCCCGGAGCAGUGCGGGGGCAUCGACGUGUACUGCCCGCCGACGGGCCGCGAGAAGCGGCCGACGCUCGUGUCGCCGGGCUACUACGCCGUCGGCGGCACGAACACGACGCGGACGGGCCAGGAGCCCUGCCCGCCGGGGACGUCCUGCGCCAACGGCGUUAUCACCGACUGCCCCGCGGGCCGCUACCAGCCCUUGUCGGGGCAAGUCCGGUGCGACAACGCCUGCCCGCCGGGCGCGUACUGCCCCGAGGGCAGCGCCGAGCCGGCGCCGUGCCCCGUGGGCACGUUCUCGCUGGGGCUCGUCGAAGCUUGUACUGCGUGCCCCUACUUCGACGGGCAGACGGAGCAGACCUGCUUCGACGACCGGUACUGCUGCCCAGAGUUUACCACAUAAGUACAUUUAC
This is a messenger RNA of Pelagomonas calceolata, 3501 nucleotides long. The record is from the annotation of a GenBank genome assembly. Lineage: Eukaryota; Pelagophyceae; Pelagomonadales; Pelagomonadaceae.